Ipomoea nil (Japanese morning glory) is the source of this 1549-nucleotide messenger RNA. Its product is annotated as L-2-hydroxyglutarate dehydrogenase, mitochondrial. Gene Ontology annotation, molecular function: (S)-2-hydroxyglutarate dehydrogenase activity; (S)-2-hydroxy-acid oxidase activity. The record is from RefSeq and is a predicted model, not a curated record. NCBI's taxonomy places the organism in Eukaryota, Viridiplantae, Streptophyta, Magnoliopsida, Solanales, Convolvulaceae. Bases 101 to 1396 code for a protein of 431 amino acids. Gene Ontology annotation, cellular component: mitochondrion. The transcript is spliced from 6 exons.
UCAAAGGUCCCCAAAGUUUGCGAUCAACUGACUGCCGCUUCCGCUAUAAUUCCACAUCGGCAAUCGCUCUGCAGGAUUGCCCGUCGCCGGAAGGGGGAAAAUGAAGCACGUGAAUUCAAUCGCCGAUAAGAUCUUCCGGCUUCUAAUCGAGACUAGGAAUUAUAGGAGAACCAUGACAUCACUGUCGUCCGGCGAACGAUACAAAUCAGUGCCCAGAGAAAGGGUGGACGUUGUGGUAGUAGGGGCAGGCAUAGUGGGCAUAGCGGUGGCGCGAGAACUGGCCGUGAAGCAUGGCAGAGAUGUCCUGGUAAUCGACUCUGCGCCCACUUUCGGUACCGGCACUAGCUCCCGCAACAGUGAGGUCAUCCAUGCUGGCAUCUACUACCCUCCAAAUUCUCUCAAGGCAAGAUUUUGUGUCAGAGGGAAAGAGCUGCUGUACAAGUACUGCAAGGAUCAUGAAGUUCCUCAUAGGGAGAUUGGGAAGCUUAUUGUUGCUACUGGAUCUUCUGAGAUCCCAAAGUUGAGUGCUCUGAUGACUAGAGGAAUUGAGAAUGGGGUUGAUGGUCUCAGAAUGAUUGAGGCUUAUGAGGCUAGAAGAUUAGAACCAGAACUGCAGUGUAUUAAAGCUUUAUGGUCACCUACAUCAGGAAUAGUUGAUACCCAUUCCCUAAUGCUGUCACUAGUGGGGGAAGCUGAAAGUCAUGGUACAACUUUCACUUACAAUACUGCUGUUAUUGGUGGCCAUCUUGAUGGAAAUCAAAUUCAUAUUCACGUUUCUGAAAGCAGCACUCUUACAAACCGGCAAAUAAAUUCUCCACUCUACCCAGAUCUUAUACUUAUUCCCAGAUUGGUAGUGAACUCUGCAGGCCUGAGUGCAACAGCUGUGGCAAAGCAAUUCAGUGGCCUUAAUAGUGGAGUGAUUCCCGAUGCCUAUUAUGCCCGUGGUUGCUAUUUUACUCUCUCAAACGCCAGGACUCCUUUCACACAUUUGAUUUAUCCCAUACCUGAAGUUGGUGGUCUUGGUGUGCAUGUAACUCUGGAUUUAAAUGGUCGAGUCAAGUUUGGCCCUGAUGUUGAAUGGAUAGAAGGCAUUGAUGAUGUUUCAAACUUCCUAAAUAUGUUUGAUUAUUCUGUAUGUGAAGACCGUGCAAAGCUAUUUUACCCAGCAAUAAGGAAAUAUUAUCCUGGCCUGAAGGAUGGAUCUCUUGAGCCUGGUUAUGCUGGAAUUCGACCCAAACUUUCUGGGCCAGAAGUAGGGUUUACCGAUUUUGUAGUGCAGGGAGAGAACAUUCAUGGCAUAUCUGGCCUUGUGAACCUAUUUGGUAUAGAAUCACCAGGCCUUACUUCAAGCAUGGCAAUUGCAGAGCAUGUUGCUGCUAAACUGUUAACCUCAUGAUUCUACUUGAAGUUUUUACUUCUGAACACUGGUUUUAAUUUGGGGGUUGUUUCUUAGCAGUAAUACUACACGUACUCUCACUUUUUACUCCAUUUUAUAUUCCCUGCUUACAUGGCAUACUUUGAUUCAUUCAAAAAAAAAUGUGAGCCACUA